GAGAAAGGAUCAGAUACACUCCCGAAGAGGAGGAGAGGCUUGAGAGGAAGCACUUUUGGAAAGUUAUCGAUUCGUUUAGAUAUUAUAGACAUUAUAAAUGGUUUAAUGCCACCAGCUGCAAAACCAGGUGCACGCUGAACCCCACUGGAAAACAAGAUGUGGCAACUCAGUUGGGCUACUUUUGGAGUCCAUGUUCACGAGCGGGUGAGCCGUGCAGAGCGACAGUUCCGUACUCUUCCGGAUCACCACCAGAUGCUGCUCCCACAUUUCCUCCCUAACCUGAACAAAAUCCGCAGAUGUAUUGAUCACAAUCAAGAAGUCCUGCAGGCCAUUGUACUCAACUGCAUUCACAUGUUUGAGAAUAUGGAGUACGGAGAAGAUGAUGAUUUAAAGAAAAUACGUCCAUCCUCUACGUUUGACAUGGAUAAGUUGAAAUCAACUAUCAAACAGUUUGUGAGAGACUGGAGUGAAAUUGGAAAAGCUGAAAGGGACACCUGCUACCAGCCUCUUAUCAAUGAGAUUCUGAGAAUCUUUCCAAAGGAUACAUGCAACCCCCGGAAGGUGAAGAUUCUUGUGCCAGGAGCUGGCCUGGGGAGACUAGCCUGGGAGAUAGCCAAGCUGGGAUAUGCAUGCCAAGGAAAUGAAUGGAGCUUCUUUAUGCUUUUCUCCUCCAAUUUUGUUUUAAACAGGUGCACAAAAGUCAAUGAUAUGACCUUGUAUCCCUGGAUCCAUCAGUUCAGUAAUAACAAACAAACAGCUGAUCAAACCCGGCCAGUUCAUUUUCCUGAUGUCAACCCACAGAGUCUCCCACACAAUCCAGAGUUCACUAUGGUUGCUGGGGAUUUUCUGGAGAUUUACACCAAACCUGAUACAUGGGACUGCAUAACAACCUGCUUCUUCAUAGACACUGCUCACAAUGUCAUUGAUUACAUUGAAACCAUUUGGAACAUUCUCAAACCAGGCGGAGUGUGGAUCAACUUGGGGCCGUUGUUAUAUCACUUUGAAAAUAUGGCAAAUGAACUGUCAAUAGAGCUCAGCUAUGAAGAUAUCAAGUCUGUUAUUUUAAAGUAUGGAUUCCAGAUAGAGGUAGAGAGAGACUCUGUUCAGACAACAUACACAGAGAAUGACCAUUCCAUGCUAAAAUACCUCUAUGACUGUGUGUUCUUUGUUGUCAGAAAACCAGUUAAACAUUUACUUCCCAGUGGCUUCUCAGCAGAAAACAGCAGACAAAAACAGGAAUCCUAACAGCAUUGAGAGUAUGACAUGACGACACAUACACUAAAGUAGUCAACCCCAGCAGGAACAGUAAAGAAAAGGGGGAAAACUAACAUUUGGGACGUUUUUUGUUGUUGGUGGAAUCGAUAUGCUAUCCCUUGGAACUUUCUUGGUUUACUAUUGUUGUGCACAUAAGUCUACAGAGGAUCAGCUUGAAUUGUCAAUCAAAUGACCAAUCAUAAAUUAGUUUCACCUUUGGUAACAAUGUAGAAGCUCUGGUGCCUUUUGUUAUGUCCACAGCCUACAUAAACUUAAACAAAUAUGAAUUUUUCAUGUCAUUUUUGAGGUUAUUUUUAUUUUGUAAAAAAAAAAAAAUUAUUUUAGAUUGCAUUAUAAUUGGACAUUACCUCAGUACUUUUCAGUACUGUUCACUUAUCAGCUGCAUAUUUGGUUUUCAUCAGAAUCCUAAUAUACUUGCAAUAAAGGGAAUGCAACUCUUUAUGAAUAAUUCUUAAAAGUCCAAAAUGGAAUGUGUUUGAUUAUUCUUAAAGCACGGUGUAAACUGUUUUUAAAAAAUACUUUUUCAUGACAUUAUUAAAAUCUAUUUUAUCCAGAAAAAAAGAAUGCCUUUGUGGUAUAAGUAUUGCAAAUGCCUCUUUCUCUUACGGUAUUGACCCUAGUUUCUACAACCUCAGAUAGCUAAAGGGCCAAAGUAAUUAGAGCUUCCUUCUAACCAAAACAGUUUAGAAAGGCAAAAGAAGCACUAUGUAUGUAGUGUCUCCCCAGAGCGGGUCCAGCACUGCAUGUAUGAUAUAAUGAACUGGGGGGAAGCAGGUUGUUUUGAAUAACCCAUACCAUGCAUGUAUAAACCAUACAGUAACUGUAUUUUAGAGGGUUAUUGCAUAAAUAAAGCUGUUCAUACAUUCCUGCAUUUUACUGCAAUAAGGAAUCUUGGGGAUGCUCUAAAACAAUCCUGGCAGGGUAUAAAUUAAUCAAAUCAACCACUUAAGGCCAUUAACGUGCUGGUUAACAUGAAACUGGAUUGUAUUUGUAAUAGCAAAUGUGACAAUUUGUUGAUGCUGUCUGUAGCAUGUUGUGCUUGGAAUUCAGCCUCAAAAGCCAGCAUUUUCAUGUGCAAAGCAAUUGGUUGCCAUGUAAAUUUACAAUUUUGUGUUUGGUUCAAGAAAUGGCAUCAAGUUACACAAAUACAAUAACUUUAAUACAGAAAUAUUUUGCCAUUACAGGGUUAACAUUGAAAAAUGUGAUCCUCACAUUCAGUUGUUCUAUUAUUUGUAUAGCCACAGUACUGGGUCUCUAUAUACAAUAUAAUGUGUGUAUUAUGUUAUAGAUUGUGAUUCCAUACAGUAACAUACCUUCAUAGGAAAGAACUGUAAAGCUUUUUGUACGUCAAACUAAAAUGCUCAAA
Polyodon spathula (Mississippi paddlefish) is the source of this 2641-nucleotide messenger RNA. It is a transcript of the gene carnmt1, whose product is annotated as carnosine N-methyltransferase 1. The coding region runs from base 157 to 1245 and encodes 362 amino acids. The record is from RefSeq and is a predicted model, not a curated record. The transcript is spliced from 9 exons. NCBI's taxonomy places the organism in Eukaryota, Metazoa, Chordata, Actinopteri, Acipenseriformes, Polyodontidae. Gene Ontology annotation, molecular function: S-adenosylmethionine-dependent methyltransferase activity.